Fomitiporia mediterranea MF3/22 is the source of this 1825-nucleotide messenger RNA. RefSeq lists its product as uncharacterized. Bases 1 to 1746 code for a protein of 581 amino acids. Lineage: Eukaryota; Fungi; Basidiomycota; Agaricomycetes; Hymenochaetales; Hymenochaetaceae. The transcript is spliced from 14 exons. The record is from RefSeq and is a predicted model, not a curated record.
AUGCUUAUACCCACCUUGUUCUCCUUGUGCUCUCUCACUUCUGUAGUCCAUGGUAGCUCUAGCCAUCAGUUGCACGCACGCGAUGUAGCAACCUUUAACUGGACAAAUCUUACACCCUCAACAUCUUUGAACUGGACAAACUGUUACGAUGCUUUCCAAUGUGCUCGGCUUGCCGUGCCUAUGCUUUAUUCUGAUCCGUCAGGACCGCAAGCUGCCGUCGCAUUGAUCAAGCUACCGUCUAACCUGUCGACUACUGACGAAAAUUAUAAGGGACCGAUUCUCUUCAAUCCAGGUGGUCCUGGAGGCUCGGGCGUGAAUUUCAUCCUUGAAACAGGAGCCGUAUUGAGCACAAUUAUUGGCCCAGAGUUUGAUUUGAUCGGAUUUGAUCCACGAGGUGUCGGAUUCACCACUCCGCCUUUAUCCGUCUUCGCAGACUCGGUUGAGGCAGGAGCCUUCUACACGCAGCGCGUGUUGGACGUUAACGCCACCGCUUCUUCUCUAGGGAGGUCUUUCGUUCAGACAACACUCCUAGGGAAGCUUGUUGAAGAGCGUGCCAAGGAUGUGGCGAAGAUGGUAUCAACGCCUACCGUUGCGCAAGAUAUGCUUAGCAUCAUGAAUGCAACCGGUCAGGACAAGCUGCAAUACUGGGGCUUUUCAUAUGGGACAGUUCUCGGGGCAACUUUUGCUUCAAUGUUUCCUGAUAAGAUUGGUCGCGUUAUCAUCGACGGUGUUGUGGAUUCCGAGGCGUAUUACAUGGGUAAUUGGACUGGGAUGCUUCUUGACACAACCAAAGCAUACACGACAAUCCUCGAUGCUUGUGUGCAAGCUGGACCAUCUCUCUGCCCCAUAUUUGAGAACACUACCGCUCAAGUCCAUUCGCGGAUCGAAAAUCUCGUGAACAAGUUACGCGCCGAGCCUGUCCUGCUCUUCAACACCUCGGCAGUUAACUCAGCUAUAAUUGAUUAUGCUACCGUUCGAAAUCAAAUAUUGGGAGCACUCUACUCACCGUAUGUUGAUGGUGCUCUGCUCACAGAGGCACUUGCCUUGCUUGAGCAAGGCAACGCGAGUCUAAUUAUCACGGAUUCGUUUGGGAGCGCAGCAAGUCAAUUUCUUGAGGAUGAAUGUCCAGCGCAAACAGGACAACCCUUCGUCGCCAGUUUAUCCGAGAUCUUGUCAACUAUUAUGUGUGGCGACAUCGUCACGGAUGAUGUACAAACCAUCGACUACGCUCGGUCUGCUCUUGAAAUAGGCUCGAAGCUUUCUCCUGAGUUCGCGGGAACAUGGUUUGCCAACCAGCUAUGCUCUGGUUGGACGCUUCGAGCAGAAGAUCGGUUCAACGGUUCUUUCGUGAAGAAUACAAGCUAUCCAUUGCUAUUCAUAGGGAAUACUGCUGACCCAGUGACACCGUUGGCGAAUGCAAUGAAGAUGUCAAAAGGCUUCGAAAACUCCGUCUUGUUGACACAGAAUUCGUCAGGCCAUUCAUCCCUUGCUGCCGCAUCACCAUGCACUUUCCAAGCAGUAAGUGCAUAUUUUGCGAACGGUACCCUGCCCAAAGAAGGCACGAUCUGUCAGAUCGUAAACACGAUUUUCAACUCGACAUCAAACUCUCCAGUUGCAAGCAUGAACAUGUUGCAAGGCAGGGAUGGACCUGCUCACAAUGCGGACUCGGAAAGCGAAUUGGUCAAGGCAGUUCGUAUAUUGGAGAAGGCUAGACGCCGUGCGACUGGACGCAAUAUCCUCUUUUAAAGAUAUAUAUGCCUCUGGGGUUUCUUGGUACCGCAUACUAAGACUUUAUCGGACAUUUGUCGAUAGUCAGAUGGCUUGG